Molecule: messenger RNA, 2389 nt
Organism: Salmo salar (Atlantic salmon)
Lineage: Eukaryota; Metazoa; Chordata; Actinopteri; Salmoniformes; Salmonidae
Biological process (GO): regulation of transcription by RNA polymerase II
Molecular function (GO): DNA-binding transcription factor activity, RNA polymerase II-specific; RNA polymerase II cis-regulatory region sequence-specific DNA binding
Source: RefSeq, a predicted model, not a curated record
UAAUUUAGUCUUAAGUGUGGGACCAUGCCUUUGAAUUGUCAAACUAUUAAAGAGUGUCAAGUAAUCAAAUCAACUAACAUGUUUACACAAUACUCAUAUCAAUCCCUCAUUGUCCAAUCAGAAGAUGCUCCAUAGCAGGGUGCUCAUAUCAGAUUUCUUGAUCCAACAUCCUCUCACUUUGUAUUUCUUACAGUCAGUAGACAUGGAGGAUGGGAAGCCUGAUCUGCUGCUAGUCAAAGAGGAGACAAUAGAAGAUGGACCAGAGAGUAUUGAUCUGCUGAGUGGACUAAAGAUGGGGGAGCAAGGUGGUUGGGUGGAGGCUAAAAGUGGACACUGGGCAUCCAUCUUGAAUUCCCAGACCGGUGCAGCCAAGAGCUCAGGGGACAACGUCACUGAGCAGGCCAGGACCAGAGGUGACAUAGUGGAGUCCAGUGGAUGGUACAGCGUCCUCCACUCUGGGCUGGGGAACAACACUGUUAACCACAACCAGAAACAGACUGACGAACACAAAACAACAACCAAACUGGCUGACAACAGACUAGCUGAGACCAGAACGAGGCGUAGAUUUUGUCAGUGGGGACGGCAGGACAGAACAGACACAGACUUGGCUAGCGAUGCUCCAUCCUGCUCCUAUAGUUGUGAUUCAGAGAGACUGAUGGCGCCUCAGCUUAACCCCCUAACAGUUGCUGCCUUCAGCCUGCCUUCUAUAGGAUCUAUCAACUGGAAUAUGGACCCUGCAACAACACAGACACUCCCUGGCAAUCCUCCUCACACUCUCCUAUUGUUAAACCAGACCUCAGACAAUGCCAGUGCCUCAACACUAAAUGGCUACACAAGACCAUUGACAAAUGACAGUAGUAGUAAUGGUAUCAGUAGAUCCAGUGACAAAGAGAAGCGCUUUCCGUGUCCAUUCUGUGGGAUAGCCUUCAGUUUCCCCAAACAGGUAGAGAUCCACCAGAGGAUGCACACAAAACCGUUUGGCUGCCACCUGUGCAGGGCCAGUUUCUCUGACUCGUCCAACCUGAAGAGACACCAGAGGGUCCACACAGGGGAGAAACCGUACAGCUGCCCCCAGUGUGAGAAGAGAUUCUCCCACCGGCACCAUCUGAAGAAUCACCUAAAGGUCCACACGGGAGAGAGGCCGUAGGCACUGUGGUAAGAGGUUCUCAGAGAGGAGCUACCUCAGGAUACACCAACAGAAAAUGCAUACGGCCCAUGUAUAGAGUAUAUUGACAUGUAAUGUAGUACUAGUUAGUUUGUAGUUAAUUCUGUUGGUUUUGGAUGUAUAUGGAACUAGAUGAGAUGAACUGAGGAAAUGAUGAGGCAGAGUAGUGAAGAUGAUGAACCUUUUACAGAGUAUUCUAAAAUGUAUUUUAUCAAAGUGAGGGUACCAGAUGUACAGAAAAGAUAUAGUGAUAACAGGGAGAAGUUAUUCUACUUGUCAUAGAUCGUUUUUUCAAGUAGGGAAGAGUAGAGUAAGUUGAACCAUUUUUUUACAUUCAGCAUCACUCUGUCAAGGCAAAUAUAGUAUUCUUUCUAACAAAUAUCUACAUAUACACUGAAGAAAAAUAUAAAUGCAACAUGUAAAAGUGUUGUUCCCAUGUUUCAUGAGUUGAAAUAAAACAUGUUUCGGAGGAAGCAUGACUCGACUAUCUCCUCUCCCGAGCCCGUUGCGGAGUUGCAGCGAUGAGACAAGAUCAUAAUUGAAAUUGAGAGAAAAAGGGGGUAAAAAUAAAUAAAAAUACACAUGUGCAUCUUGUGCUGGGGACAAUAAAAGGCCACUAAAAUGUGCAGUUUUGUCACACAACAAAAUGCCACAGAUGUCUCAAGUUUUGAGGGAGCGUGUAAUUGGCAUGCUGACUGCAGGAAUGUCCACCAGAGCUGUUGCCAUUGAAUGUUAAUUUCUCUCCCGUAAGCUGCCUCUGUUGUUUUUGUGAAUUUAGCAGAAUGUCCUACUGGCCUCGCAACCGCAGACCACAUGUAUAGCGUCCUGUGGGCAAGCGGUUUCUGAUGUCAAUGUUGUGAACAGAGCGCCCCAUGGUGGCGGUGGGGUUAUGGUAUGGGCAGGCAUAAGCUACGGACAACAACACAAUUGCAUUUUAUUGAUGGCAAUUUGAAUACAAAAGAGAUACCGUGAAGGUAUCCGUGACCAAACAUUUGUAUUUCCUGUCAUGUGAAAUCCAUAGAUUAGGGCCUAAUGAAUUUUUCAAUUGACUAAUUUCCUUAUAUGAACCUGUAACUUUAUGAAAUUGUUGCAUUUAUAUUUUUGUUCAGUAUAUUUCAGGAUGUUGUGUAUCCCUGGAAAUAAUCUGAAUUUAUUUAAACAUUACAUUUUUUAAAACAUAUCUUGUCGAAAAAAAAGUGGUCUCUUGGCACAACUUACAGUGCC